Molecule: messenger RNA, 1200 nt
Organism: Pieris brassicae (large cabbage white)
Lineage: Eukaryota; Metazoa; Arthropoda; Insecta; Lepidoptera; Pieridae
Product: aldo-keto reductase AKR2E4-like
Exons: 7
Coding region: 73-1095 (340 amino acids)
Cellular component (GO): cytosol
Molecular function (GO): aldose reductase (NADPH) activity
Source: RefSeq, a predicted model, not a curated record
AGACGCACUGCUUGCAUUCCGGCGCAUCCCAAAGCAUCAGUACAAUUCGUAUCUUCGUGAACUGUGGACGUCAUGGAUAAGGUAACGAUUCCGAACUUUCAUCUCUACAAUGGCAACGAGAUUCCGGCGCUUGGGUUCGGCACGUGGCUGGGCCUUGAUGAAAGGUUAGAAUUCAAAGUCUGGGACGCGCCUAAACUGAUCGAUGCCAUGAUGUACGCCAUAGACAUAGGCUACCGACAUUUUGACACUGCGCACCUUUAUAGAAUGGAACCGGAAGUCGGCUUUGUUAUAAAUAAAAAGAUAAGAGAAGGUGUUGUGCAAAGAGAUGAUAUUUUUGUGACUACCAAGGUAUGGCAACACAAUCACAGAACAGAUGACGCCUAUGCCUCUGUCAAAGCGUCUUUAGGAAGAUUAGGCCUAGAUUAUAUAGACUUAGUCCUUAUACAUUGGCCUAUAUCUAUUGAUACAAGUGGCAUGGAUGAGAGAAUAGACUACCUUGAGACGUAUCGGGGCCUGGAGAAUGCCCUGAAAAAUGGUUUAGUGAAAUCCAUCGGUGUUUCCAACUUUAACUUGAGGCAGUUGGAACGUUUGCUUGCUCACUGUGAAAUCAAACCAGCGGUUAAUCAGAUACAGGUAACGAUUAACCUACUUGAAAAAGAGCUGGUGUCGUUUUGCAAAUCUCAAGAUAUACAGGUUGUAUCGUACUCCUCGUUUGGAUCUUUGACGCGAUCAUAUGCCAUCGACGCUCCACCACCAAAAUCGGAUGACCCAUGUUUAGACGAACUGGCACGGAAGUAUAAUAAGACCGUCACACAGCUUGUAUUGAGAUUUUUGUACCAGAGGGGUAUAGUGACGAUCCCAAAGUCACUGACACCGAACCGGAUACUGGAGAACGCGUCAAUUUUUGACUUUGACAUUGAAAGCAGCGAUGUUGCCAUUUUAGAAAAAUUCGAUUGCGGUUACCGAUCGGAUGUGCCUAUAUUCUGGCAAAAGUACGCGAAUUAUCCCUUCGAGAAGCAGGAAACGGAGUUCCUGGGUGACGUGCCCGAAUCACUUCUUGUAUGGAAAAAUGGCGCCAAUCUUGAUGUUGACUAAGGCGCCGCUAGAUGGCGGUUUUAUAAAUAGUUCGAUUUAAAUGUUUAAUAUAAUCUAAUCUCUUAAUGUCUAAUGCUUUAGAAAAUAAAAGUACUCUGUCUAUUA